This is a messenger RNA of Lactuca virosa, 579 nucleotides long. Lineage: Eukaryota; Viridiplantae; Streptophyta; Magnoliopsida; Asterales; Asteraceae. The record is from the annotation of a GenBank genome assembly.
AUGUACCUCAUUGACGAGUCGGAUUACCUAUUUAUAGCGAAGGAGGAAGAGGUAAUGAGUUCUUCCCGUAUCGACCCUGCCAUGCCAUCUUAUCGCAUUUAUGGCAUUAUGCUCGAAGGUACGACUAGUUGUACUUUGUAUGCCGUUACACAGCUGUCAUAUGGUUGUGACAUGAUCCAUCAGCCACGCAUCCUCGUACAAACUGCAUUCUCAUGGUUUCGAUGUACUAUUGCCACUGUUUCAACGUCACUUUGUACUUUCUCGCUAGUCUUUCUUUUCCUUUCAAGUCUUCAUGCCAGUUCGUUAGACUCAUUCUCCUUCUUCUGUCGACCUUUUCUAUCGUAUCCUUUUUCUCUUCUGAAUAUGGCAAGCACUGGGAUUUCUCACAUUGGGAUGUUAAAAUCCAAGUUAACUGUUCGGACCAUGGGUAUGCUCGUUCGGAAGUAUAACAUGGACCCCAAGUUCCAUCCUCGUCUGUCGGAGGCCAACGACGCCAUUACCGAUGCCCCUGAAGGCUUUGUGGGGUUUACCGAGUGUUCUUCAAAUUCGGGUUGCGUCUUCCUGCUUUCGAUUUUCUAG